AUGGCCGCUCCCCGGAUCCGGGCCCGGACCAGGGUCACCUGGUGCCCGCUCCCCCGCCCGGACACCUGCUUCGCCCCGCCCCCCGAUCCUUCCUCACGCUCCCCCUUCAUCACUUCGCCCCGCCCAUCGGACCCCAGGCCCCGCCCCUUCGUCGUGACCCGCGCCCAGGCCCCGCCCCCCAAAGCCCUUCGCCCCGCCCAUCCGCUCCCCCAGGCCACGCCCCCAGUUCCUUCCUCACGUUCCCCCUUCAUCGUGGCCCCGCCCACAGGCACCGCCCCCUGUCCCUUAGCCCCGCCCGCCCGAACACAGGCUCCGCCCCCCUGCCCAUCGGCCUCCGGGCCACGCCCCCAGUUUCUUCCUCACGCCCCCCUUCAUCACGGCCCCGCCACGCCCCCUUCGUCGUGGCCCGCGCACAGGCCCCGCCCCCCAAAGCCCUCCGCCCCGCCCAUCCGCUCCCCCAGGCCACGCCCCCAGUUCCUUCCUCACGUUCCCCCUUCAUCGUGGCCCCGCCCACCCGCACACAGGCACCGCCCCCUGUCCCUUAGCCCCGCCCACCCGAACACAAGCUCCGCCCCCUGCCCAUCGGCCUCCGGGCCACGCCCCCACUUUCUUCCUCACGCCCCCCUUCAUCACGGCCCCGUACAUAGGCCCCGCCCCUGGCCCUUAGCCCCGCCCACCCACCCCCAGGCCACGCCCCCUCCGUCGUGGCCCGCGCACAGGCCCCGCCCCCCAAAGCCCUUCGCCCCGUCCAUCCGCCCCCCAGGCCACGCCCCCAGUUCCUUCCCCACGUUCCCCCUUCAUCGUGGCCCCGCCCACCCGAACACAGGCACCGCCCCCUGCCCCUUAGCCCCGCCCAUCCGGCCCCCGAUCCUUCCUCACGCCCCCCUUCAUCAUUGCCCCGCCCACCCGCACACGGGCCCCGCCCCCGAAAGCCCAUCGCCCCGCCCAUCCGUCCCCAGGCCCCGCCCCAAAAGCCUUUCGCCCCGCCCAUCCUCCCCCAGGCCAUGCACCCUGGCCCUUCGCCCCGCCCACAGGCCACGCCCCCAGCUCCUUCCUCACGCCCCCUUUAUCGUGGCCCCGCCCCCCAAAGCCCUUCGCCCCGCCCAUCCGCCCCCAGGACACGCCCCCAGCUCCUUCCUCACGCCCCCUUCAUCGUGGCCCCGCCCGCCCAAGCCCUUCGCCCCGCCCAUCCGCCCCCAUCCUUCCUCACGUUCCCCCUUCAUCGUGGCCCCGCCCACCCGGACCCCGGCCCCGCCCCCCAAGGCCCUUCGCCCCGCCCAUCGGCCCCCAGACCAGGCCCCCAGCUCCUUCCUCACGCUCCCCCUUCAUCGUGGCCCCGCCCACCCGCACACAGGCCCCGCCCCCAAAGCCCUUCGCCCCGCCCAUCCUCCCCCAGGCCAGGCCCCCAGUUCCUUCCUCACGGUCCGCCUUCAUUCUGGCCCCGCCCACCAGAACACAGGCCCCGCCCACCCGCCCCCAUCCUUCCUCACGUUCCCCUUCAACAUGGCCCCGCCCCCAAGCCCUUCGCCCCGCCCAUCGGCCUCCGGGCCACGCCCCCAGUUCCUUCCUCACGCCCCCCUUCAGCACGGCCCCGCACAUAGGCCCCGCCCCUGGCCCUUAGCCACGCCCGCCCACCCACAGGUCCCGCCCCCGAAAGCCUUCGCCCCGCCCACCUACCCCCAGGCCACGCCCCCUGUUCCUUCCUCACGCCUCCUUCAUCAUGGCCCCGCCCCCUGGCCCUUCGCCCCGCCCACCCUCACACAGGCCCCGCCCCCCAAGCUGUUCGCCCCGCCCAUCCGCCCCCAGGCCACGCCCCCAGUUCCUUCCUCACGAAAUGUAUCCCAGGCUUUGAAACAGAUCUCUUCUUCCCGGGCACCAGUUGACGUUAUGCGGUCCCUGGAAAUGCCUGGACUGCCCUCAUUACAGAACCGCGGAAAGCUCGAAGAGUUCUCGGGCCAGGACGCAGUGGUUUCCCAUAUUCCCUGA
Messenger RNA from Tachyglossus aculeatus (Australian echidna), 1986 nucleotides. Its product is annotated as basic proline-rich protein-like. Bases 1 to 1986 code for a protein of 661 amino acids. The transcript has 6 exons. The record is from RefSeq and is a predicted model, not a curated record. NCBI's taxonomy places the organism in Eukaryota, Metazoa, Chordata, Mammalia, Monotremata, Tachyglossidae.